Molecule: messenger RNA, 4287 nt
Organism: Elgaria multicarinata webbii
Lineage: Eukaryota; Metazoa; Chordata; Lepidosauria; Squamata; Anguidae
Gene: DQX1
Product: DEAQ-box RNA dependent ATPase 1
Exons: 12
Coding region: 91-2367 (758 amino acids)
Cellular component (GO): spliceosomal complex; intracellular anatomical structure
Molecular function (GO): RNA binding; helicase activity
Source: RefSeq, a predicted model, not a curated record
GGGGAGAGAAGACCCAGCAUCGGCCUCCCCUUCCCGCCCCCGCAGCCACACCCAGGCUUCCUGGGGGACCCCGAGUAGGGCCUCUUCUUCAUGGCGGAAGCGGAAGGCUCCCCCAGCCUCCCACAUCAGGCAGAGGGGCUGAGCUCCCUCCUGGAUGAGGAAGAGGAGGACCUCGACCAGCAGCAGCAGCAGGCUGAAGGCUUGUCUGUGGGCUGCGAUGGGGACUUGGAGGUGAACCCGUACGAUGGGCUGCCCUUCUCCUCUCGCUACUAUGAGCUGCUGCACCAGCGCCGCACCCUCCCCGUCUGGGGGGCCAAGUACGUCUUCAUGGAGCACCUGGAAGGGGGCGCUGGCAUCGUCCUGGUCUCUGGGGAGCCAGGCACUGGCAAGAGCACUCAGGUGCCUCAGUGGUGCGCGGAGCAUGCCCUCUCGCAGCAGUUCGCCCACGGGCAGGUGGUCUGCACGCAGCCUCACAGCCUGGCCGCCCUCAGCCUGGCAUUGCGCGUGGCAGACGAGAUGGACCUCAACGUGGGCCACGAAGUGGGCUAUGGCGUGCCCUACGAGGACUGCUGCACCUCAGAGACGCUGCUCAGGUUCUGCUCAGACGAGGUCCUGCUGCGGGAGAUGAUGUCCGACCCGCUCUUGCGGCAGUAUGGGGUGGUGGUGCUGGACGAGGCCCAGGAGCGCACGGUGCCCACGGACCUGCUGCUGGGGCUACUGAAGGACGUGCAGCGGCAGCGGCCGGAGCUGCGCCUGGUGGUGGUGACGGAGCCGCUGCUGGAGGAGCCGCUGCGCUGCUUCUGCCAGGAUGCCCCUGUGGUCCAAGUGCUGGGGCUUGGCCUGGCCCCGCGCUUGGUGUACCAGGAGCCCGUGCCAGGGAAGCACGUCUCGGCGGCCUGCCAGGCCGUGCUGGAGCUCCACCGGCAAAAGGAGCCUGGCGACGUCAUGGUCUUCCUGGCUGGCGAGCAGGAGAUCAGCGAGUGUUGUGAGGCCCUCCGCGUGGAGGCGGGGGCCUUGGAUCCCAGCCUGGGCCCCCUGCUGGUGCUGCCCCUUCACCCGGGCGUGGGGCGAGACGUCCAGAGGGUGUACGAGGCCAGCCUAGGCCAGCCUGGCGGGGGCCGCCCACGCAGGAUCCUCGUCACCCACUGGCUGUGCGAUGCCGCCUUCUCUGCGGGCAGCGUCAGGCACGUCAUUGACACCGGGCUGGAGCUGCGCAGCGUCUACAACCCGCGGAUCCGGGCCGAGUCUCAGGGCUUGCGCCCUAUCAGCAAGAAGCAGGCAGAGGCUCGGAGGCUCAGGGCAGCGGGGGACCCUCCAGGGUCCUGCCUGCGCCUCUAUUCCGAGGCCUUCUACGAGGAGGGGCUCCCUGCCCUGCCUGUGGCGCCCAUCACUGAGGCGGAGCUCAGCCGGCUGGUGCUGCUCCUCAAGCGGCUGGACAUCGCGGACAUGGGGCAGUGCGACUUCCUCGACAGGCCAGCCCCUGAGUCCCUCAUGCAGGCCUUGGAAGACCUGGACUACCUGGCCGCCUUGGAUGACGACGGGAACCUCUCCGAAGUGGGCAUCAUCAUGUCGGAGUUCCCCCUGGACCCCCAGCUGGCCAAGGCCCUUCUGGCCUCCUGUGAGUUUGACUGUGUGGACGAGAUGCUCACGCUGGCCGCCAUGCUGACAGCUUGGCCUUGCUUCGUGACUCCAGCGGCGCGCUGGGAGGAGGCGGUGGCAGCCCGGCAGCGAGGCCUCCUGCACCCCGCGGGGGACCACUUCACCCUCAUCAACGUCUUCCACGCCUUCCACCAGCAGAGCGACCCGGAGAGCUGGUGCCGGAAGCACGCAGUGAGCGAGGCUGCGCUGCGGCUGGCGGGGGCCGUGCGGGCAGAGCUGCUGGAGGCCAUGCAGCGGAUCGAGCUGCCCAUUUCCCCGCCAGCCUUUGGCUCAGACAGCAACGUCCUCCGCCUGACGCAGGCCCUGCUCUCGGGCUUCUUCCUCAAGGUGGCCCAGGACAUCGAUGGCUCCGGCAACUACCUGCUGCUGACGCACAAGCACGUGGCCCAGCUGCCCCCCGGCUGCUGCUACCGGCUGCGGCGCCCACCCCCGCGCCCUCCCCCCUGGCUGCUCUACCACGAGUUCACCAUCUCUCAGGACAAUUGCCUGAGCGUGGUCUCUGAGAUCCAGCCCAAGAUGCUGGCAGAACUGGCCCCCCAGUACUACCUCAGCAAUUUGCCCCCCAGCGAGAGCCGGGAUCUGCUGCUGGAGCUGCGGGAGACACUGGCGGGUGGGGCAGAGAUGUCGCUGCUGCAGGAGGAGGAGGAGGCGCCUCAGGCCCCCCAAGCUGCCGCUGAGGAGGGGGAAGACGUCUGUGUGCUGCAGUGAGCCAGGAGCACAGCUGGCCUGGAUUGGCCCUGGCACCGCUGGCACGGAGCGGACUAGGCCGUGGCCCUGCUUUGGCAUUGCCCGGGAGCAGGCACUGGUGCCCCUGGGGCAGCAGAGGCCCAAGGAGGGCCUCACAGAGGAGGGCCCAGCCCUUUCGGGGGGGGGAUGACGACAGCGUAGCGCUUCUGCUGGGCCUCGUUGCUGCCCGUCACUGGAAUUGGCCGCUUUCUGGGACCCUGACCGGGCUGGUGGCAGCAGGAUAGUGGAGCGGGUGUGCCGGUGACAGGGCUUACGGACAGAGGUGGCAUUCCUCGCUUAUGGGCUGACCGGUGGCUGCAGAGCUCCACUUCCCCAGGCUGGUGUUGCUGCCUCCCCUGCCCGUGUUCUCAGCACCUUGGCAGGAUGGGCAGAGGCGGUGGUGGUGGUGGUGGUGGUGGAAGUGGAGGACUGUGGGUCCCAAGCGCUCUGUGCUUCGGUGAUUGGGGCAGAGAAGCCCAGGCCUGGGGAGGGGAUUCUCAGGGUGCCCACGGAGACCUUCCUGGAGCCUUUCAUCCUUGGGAGGGUGGCAGCUGGUGGGAAGGGUCUUAACAGCUCUCUUGCAGGCCUCGAGCAGUCGGCUGCUUCUCCUCCCCCCGAUUCACACCUCGGCUCUCCCUCCGUAGCCUUUGAGCCGGGCUGGGCGCUGCUCUUGCAGUUGCUUGGGGGAAGCCUUAGCGGUGGCAUCGUCCACCUGGCGCGGCUCCCUGAGCCCUGCCUCUGCUGCUGCCUUCUUGACGGCUGGGCAGUGGCCCUUUGUCCCUAGCUGGCAAUGCUGAGCCUUUCGUGGGAGCCGAGGGCGUCUUCCUCGCAGUGCGGCAGUCUUCAGCCCAAGUGCGUCGUGUUCCUGAGUCGCUGCUCUUGGAGGCCGACCGUGAUCAGAACGCACCCCUCUCCCUUCAGGCCACUUCCCCCUUCCUUCUGUUCCAGAAUACGCUCACGGAGCCAAUGAAUUAAAACCCUUUCAACACAGAAAUGUGACUAAUGCAGGCUUGAAUUCUGGUCUCCUGAUCUGGAAACAGAUGUUGCAGAACUGGAAAAGCCAGAAACAAAGGCAGCCACGAUGCCCAGGUGCUUGGCAGGGCGUGUUCCCUCGAAGGGGAGGUCAAGAGCAGGCUCAAACCGCCCAAACGUGUGAUAAUGCUAACAGAAAGUUGCGUGGGGAGGGGCAGAGCGUUCCCUCCCCCCUCCUUGUAGGCGGCUCCUCCUUGCCCUCCUCCAGUGGCCCUGUGGGGGGGGGGAGAGAAUACGGGGCUUUGCGUUGAUGGCCCCGGAGGGAUAGACGGCUUUGAAAGGACGGAUCCAUGGGGCCGUCUCUUGGGGAAAUCUCCAUGUCCAAAGGCAGUCCGCCUUUCACCCGGCCCUUUGCUGAUGGGGCGACAGGAUGCUGAGCCUUCCCCGGUCUCAUCCAGUGGUGGUUCUUGGCAUUGAUGCACAGGAGAAGAGCAGGAACCGGCCAAAAAGCUCUCAAGGAGACACGAAGACGGGUAACUCCUUCCUGCUCCCUCCAGCUAGCUUGUUCCCUAAACAUGAACAAUGUAUCUGAGUUUCACCAGAUCAAGAGAGAGAACACAACGGCCUUAAAAGACAGACCCCGCUCAGUGAUGGAUGCAUAAAUCCAGCUGAGUGUUUUGGGCAUCAAGAAUUAAUUUAUAUUGGCGUUGUGGUCCCUGAAACGUCUCUCAAGCCAAGUAACACAAAGUGGUGCCACAAAAUAUGCAUUUACCGCCCAAGUGGUAUCAAGGAAUACAAAUCUAUGCGAUGAUGAAACAAGCGAAACACAUUAUUGCGUACAAUGCAAUGUGGACAAUUAGAAACCUAAUAGAAAUCAUGGCUGGUGCAUUCUUUAGUAAUAUUAAAGUUCUUUUCCUCUCAACCAACAAA